Molecule: messenger RNA, 3591 nt
Organism: Phacochoerus africanus (Common warthog)
Lineage: Eukaryota; Metazoa; Chordata; Mammalia; Artiodactyla; Suidae
Gene: SFMBT1
Product: Scm like with four mbt domains 1
Exons: 21
Coding region: 465-3065 (866 amino acids)
Biological process (GO): regulation of DNA-templated transcription
Cellular component (GO): nucleus
Molecular function (GO): transcription corepressor activity; histone binding
Source: RefSeq, a predicted model, not a curated record
GGAAAACUCGGAUUUACAGGGCGCCUCCUGCGGAAGCCUAGAAAUACCGGGUGCGCCGCGGGGCUCCGGUCUGACUUCGCAGUCAGGGGGCAGUUAGGUGCCCUCCCAGGUCUCAAGGGUGCGCCAGAUCCCGGACGUGGGCCAGGCGGGCGGACGCAGCCUUCUCCCGCGGCGACACGCGCCUAACUGGGCUCAGGCCGCCGCUCGGUGCGUUCCUGCGCUAAUGCCAUCUUGCCAGAGGCUGUCACGUGCGGACGACAGCAUCGCGCUUCGCCCCGGCCCGAACGCCAAAACCGACAUCGGGACGCCACCUGGUUCCCGGGGUUCCAUCCAACCCGAGCACUUUCGUUUGGACCUUGGAUGCCCAUUGAACAGAUGCCUGAGAACUGCAAGUAAUUUUCAGAUUGUAGCAGAACCAUAAGGCCUGUGCUCUGUGGGGAAGAAAUCACCCAUGUGCUGUGGAAAUGAACGGGGAGCAGCAGAUUGAUGCAGAUGCUGGAUCUAGUGUGGAAGAAGUAGAAUUAAGCUGGGAAGAUUAUCUAGAAGAGACAGGCUCCACAGCAGUGCCCUAUGGGUCUUUUAAACAUGUGGACACACGUUUGCAAAAUGGAUUUGCUCCUGGGAUGAAACUGGAAGUGGUUGUAAAGACAAAUCCUGAAGCCUACUGGGUUGCCACCAUCAUUACCACCUGUGAGCAGUUGCUCCUCCUCCGCUACGAUGGCUAUGGGGAAGACCGGAGAGCCGACUUUUGGUGUGACAUCAGGAAGGCUGACCUCUACCCCAUUGGGUGGUGUGAGCAGAAUAAGAAGACCCUUGAAGCUCCCGAAGGCAUCAGAGAUAAAGUGUCUGAUUGGAAUGAGUUUCUGCGGCAAACCCUGAUGGGAGCAUGUAGUCCUCCUGUUCCGCUGCUAGAGGGCCUCCGUAAUGGGAGGAAUCCUUUAGAUCUCAUUGCUCCAGGUUCCAGGCUGGAAUGUCAGGCUUUCCAGGACUCUUUAAGCACUUGGAUUGUUACUGUAGUAGACAAUAUUGGGGGAAGGCUGAAGCUGCGUUAUGAAGGACUUGAGAGUUCUGACAAUUUUGAACUUUGGUUGUAUUACUUGGAUCCAUUUCUUCAUCACGUUGGUUGGGCUGCUCAACAGGGAUAUGAGCUUCAGCCCCCAUUAGCCAUCAAACAUCUGAAAAAUGAAGAUGAGUGGCAAGAGAUCUUGGCCAAAGUGAAAGAGGAAGAGGAAGAGCCAUUACCAUCUUACUUAUUUAAGGACAAACAAGUGAUUGGGAUGCAUUCAUUCUCUGUAAAUAUGAAAUUGGAAGCAGUGGACCCCUGGUCUCCUUUUGGAAUCUGUCCUGCUACAGUUGUUAAGGUUUUUGAUGAGAAGUAUUUUCUGGUGGAAAUGGAUGAUUUGCGACCAGAGAAUCAUGCACAGAGAUCCUUCGUGUGUCAUGCCAAUAGUCCUGGUAUUUUCCCUGUGCAGUGGAGUCUGAAGAAUGGUUUACACAUCACCCCCCCUCCUGGCUACCCGGGCCAGGACUUUGAUUGGGCUGACUACCUCAAACAGUGUGGUGCUGAAGCUGCUCCCCAGAGGUGCUUCCCUCCGUCAAUUUCUGAGCAUGAAUUUAAGGAGAACAUGAAGCUUGAGGCAGUGAACCCUCUUCUUCCUGAAGAAGUGUGCGUUGCCACCAUUACUGCAGUGAGAGGCUCCUACCUUUGGCUCCAGCUGGAGGGUUCUAAGAAGCCCAUACCUGAAUUUAUUGUGAAUGUGGAAUCCAUGGAUAUAUUUCCUUUGGGCUGGUGUGAAACCAAUGGUCAUCCCCUCAGCGCUCCUCGCCGAGCACGAGUACACAAACAGAGGAAAAUUGCUGUGGUUCAACCAGAAAAACAAAUACCAUCCUCAAGGGCUGUCCAUGAGGGUCUGAAGAAUCAGGAGCUGAAUUCCACAGACUCAGUUAUGGUUAAUGGAAAAUAUUGCUGUCCAAAGAUAUACUUCAACCAUCGUUGCUUCUCAGGGCCAUAUCUUAACAAAGGAAGAAUUGCUGAGCUGCCUCAAUGUGUGGGACCUGGGAACUGUGUCCUGGUCCUCAGAGAGGUCCUCACUUUACUUAUCAAUGCAGCCUAUAAACCCAGUCGUGUCCUUCGGGAGCUGCAGCUGGACAAAGACUCUGUGUGGCAUGGAUGUGGGGAAGUCCUAAAGGCCAAAUACAAAGGAAAAAGUUAUCGAGCUACUGUUGAGAUAGUGAAAACAGCAGAUCGGGUGACUGAAUUCUGCCGACAAACCUGUAUCAAACUGGAGUGCUGUCCUAAUCUCUUUGGUCCACGGAUGGUUCUGGAUAAGUGUUCUGAGAACUGCUCUGUACUUACAAAGACUAAAUAUACACACUACUAUGGAAAGAAGAAAAAUAAAAGAAUUGGGAGGCCACCUGGUGGGCAUAGUAACUUAGCAUGUGCACUGAAAAAAGCCAGUAAAAGGAGAAAGAGGCGGAAAAAUGUUUUUGUUCAUAAGAAGAAACGCUCCUCUACAUCUGUUGAUAAUACCCCAGCAGGCUCUCCACAGGGGAGUGGGGGUGAAGAUGAGGAUGACCCAGAUGAAGGGGACGAUGAUUCCCUAAGUGAGGGCAGUACAUCUGAGCAGCAGGAUGAACUCCAGGAAGAAUCAGAAAUGUCAGAAAAAAAGUCAUGCUCCUCCUCUCCCACCCAAAGUGAGAUAUCCACAUCGAUUCCUCCAGAUAGACAGAGAAGAAAAAGAGAGCUGCGCACUUUUUCAUUUUCUGAUGAUGAGAAUAAACCUCCUUCACCAAAGGAAAUAAGGAUUGAAGUUGCUGAAAGACUUCACCUGGACACUAACCCCCUGAAGUGGAGUGUGGCAGAUGUUGUGCGGUUCAUCAGAUCCACUGACUGUGCUCCAUUAGCAAGAAUAUUCCUAGACCAGGAAAUUGAUGGGCAGGCCCUGUUGCUCCUUACCCUUCCCACCGUUCAAGAGUGCAUGGACUUAAAAUUGGGCCCUGCCAUCAAACUUUGCCAUCACAUAGAGAGGAUCAAGUUUGCUUUUUAUGAACAGUUUGCCAACUGAGAAGGACAACCAAAGUAAGCUGUAUCUUUGAAGCACAAAUGCAGCAAAUCCUUUGCCCUGCUAUAGAAGUGGAGCUGAAAUAGUCCUGGGGCUCUGGGCCUUGCAGGUGUCGGCUUGCUCUCUUUGCACUUUCAGGGAAGGAGGAUCCACACAGAGGAAGCAAAAACUGCACAGAAGUGGCUCUAAUGCCAGUGAAAGUGUGGUCAUCUCUUGUUCAGCAAAUUGCAGUUUUUAAACAAUAAAAGUUGUGAAGAAAAGACUCAUGUAAGAAGAAUAAGUAUUUCCACUGGUAUAACCUGAAGAAGAAUAAUCUAGGCUGCUGGGAAGCACCCUUUUGGUUUUCCUUUUGUCCUUUCUGUUCCUUCCCAUUGUAGAUUGAACUUUGUUCUCUGCUUUCUCUUUUCUUGGAAAGAGAGGACAUAGCUUUAAGUCAGCACUGAUUGGACUGUGCCUGAGGCACAUCAGUGCUUCAUUGUCAUUGUGUUUUUAAGCUUUUUUAAAUUAAAAAAGUUCAUUUUGGGGAUGA